Sporothrix brasiliensis 5110 is the source of this 1698-nucleotide messenger RNA. RefSeq lists its product as uncharacterized. Gene Ontology annotation, molecular function: phosphoprotein phosphatase activity. The record is from RefSeq and is a predicted model, not a curated record. NCBI's taxonomy places the organism in Eukaryota, Fungi, Ascomycota, Sordariomycetes, Ophiostomatales, Ophiostomataceae. The coding region runs from base 1 to 1698 and encodes 565 amino acids. The transcript has a single exon.
AUGCUCCUCAGAGCAGCUGUGCGGCGGCUUCGGUCGCCGGCCAUGGUACCGACCGUUCAGCGAACGACGGCAGCCAUUGCAAGAUCUACCAUUGGCGGCACAUCUUCUACCUCUUCGGCCCUCCGCCCGGCACUCUUCUCGACGACCGCUCUCCUAGCCCAGGGCCGCUUCACCCCGCCAAGCAGCGACGAGACUACACAAUCGCAGCAGCAGCCGUCUCCACAACAGUCCUCGUCCAGUCCAGCAGAGGCCAAGCCGCCGAAUCAACAACCCAAGUCUACAAAGGAUGCAGCAGCUGAAGAACAGCCACCAAAGAUUGACCUAUCGCAGCUACCAGACCUGACGCAGGGCAUACCGUCGACGCUCGAGCACGAGACCGCCGGUGCGAUGAACAAAGCCUCCUUGGCGCCCUUUGAGGAGGAGACUGCCGCCGGUGCUGGUGGUGCAGGUGGGCCGGGUGGCCCUGGUGGCCGCGAGAAGGGUGAGCUUCCGGCGUCGGCAUACGUCUCUUCGUCGGAGAAGCGGCGCCAAAAGGUGGCCAACUACAUGUUUGCGGGUGCGUUCGGCCUCGCUGUUGUGGGUACCGUCUAUGCCGGCCGCAACUGGGAUGAGGAGGACGCGCGGCGGCACCCGGACGUCCCCAACGGCUGGGGUUUGGGUCUGUGGUGGAACCGCGUGUCGACGCGGACAAAAGAGGUGCUGUCGUACUACCACGAGCCUGCCUUCGAGAAGCUGCUGCCGGAGCCCGAUCCGGUUUACGGCCGGCCCUACACGCUGUGCAUUUCCCUCGAGGACAUGCUGAUCCACAGCGAGUGGACGCGCGAGCACGGUUGGCGCAUUGCCAAGCGCCCCGGCGCCGAUUACUUCUUGCACUACCUCAGCCAGUACUACGAAUUGGUGCUGUUCACGACGCUGCCUUUUGCCAUUGGCGAGCCGAUGGUGCGCAAGCUGGAUCCCUACCGCUUUAUUGUCUACCCACUCUUCCGUGAGGCCACCAAGUACAAGGACGGUGAAAUUGUCAAGGACCUGUCAUACCUCAACCGUGACCUGUCCAAGGUGAUUAUCAUCGACAGCAACGCCAGCCACGUCCGCGCCCAGCCCGAAAACGCCAUUGUGCUGCCCAAGUGGGAGGGCAACCCCAAAGACACAGACCUCGUGGCCCUCAUCCCCUUCCUCGAGUACGUUUACACGAUGCAGUACGGCGAUGUGCGCAAGGUGCUCAAGUCCUUUGAGGGCAAGGACAUCCCCACCGAGUUCGCACGCCGCGAGGCCAUUGCGCGCGCCGAGUUUGAGAAACAACUGGCGAGCCAGCGCCGUGGUCGGCCGAAGCAGGGCAGCGGCGGUGGCAUUGGCGGCCUCGGCGCCCUCCUGGGUCUCAAGUCAAACAACAUGAGCGUCAUGGUCCCCGCAGACGGCGAGCUCAACGUGGCCGAGCAGCUGGCGCAGGGCAAGAUGCUGCAGGACAUUGCGCGCGAGCGUGGUCAGAGGACGUACGAGAUGAUGGAGAAGGAAAUCCGCGAGAACGGUGAGAAGUGGCUCAAGGAGGAGGCGGCCAUGCAGGAGAAGAUGCAGCAGGAGGCCAUGCAAAACAUGAAGCAGUCAUUUACCGGUUGGUUUUUGAGCUCGGGACAGCAGGCCCAACAGUCUCAACAGGCCCAGCAGGCGACUCAGCAGGCGGCAAGUGAGGGCACAAAAUAG